Molecule: messenger RNA, 1900 nt
Organism: Aspergillus saccharolyticus JOP 1030-1
Lineage: Eukaryota; Fungi; Ascomycota; Eurotiomycetes; Eurotiales; Aspergillaceae
Product: putative serine/threonine protein kinase (Prp4)
Exons: 2
Coding region: 100-1647 (515 amino acids)
Biological process (GO): mRNA cis splicing, via spliceosome; peptidyl-threonine phosphorylation; peptidyl-serine phosphorylation
Molecular function (GO): ATP binding; protein serine/threonine kinase activity
Source: RefSeq, a predicted model, not a curated record
GACGAAGCAGCCCAAUUAGAAGCACGACGCAAACGGCGUGAAGCUAUCCGCGCGAAAUAUCGUACUCAAGCUCCGCCGUUGCGUCUGCAGGCCCUCCAGAUGGGCGAUGGUAUGGAUUCAACGACACCAAGCGCCGACACGGCCGCUUCGGUUGCAUCGAACGGCACUCCUUCCGAUGCCGGGCAUUCGGCUCCUCAGACGCCUAAUGAGAUUUCAGAUCCAUUCCCUGCUGACUUCAAGGUUGACAAGGACAAUGGUUCGCUUCAUAAUGAUGCACCUGUAGAUGGUGCUGACAAAGAUGAAGUUUCCGCAGCAGACUACGAUCCUACGAUGGAUAUGAGAGCCGAAAAGGAAAAGCACGACACCCGCAGCUCAACUGAGGAUGUCUCCGCGGCAGCCUAUGAUGAGACACAAACGACCAAGCAGGACAUCUUACUCCCUGACGCAGACCAUCCUCGGGCCCAACCCAAGGCGAAGGAUCCUUACGAUAUGUUUGCAGAAGACGAUGAUGACGACAUGUUCGCCGAAGAUACGCAGGACACCGCGCAGCCUACACACGCCUCGGCCAUGUCCGCCAUCCCGCAGCCCAAAGAGCUGGAUGUCAGUAUGCUGGACAACUGGGACGAUCCAGAGGGCUACUACAACGUGCGGCUUGGUGAGCUGAUCAACGGGCGAUAUCAUGUGCAGCAGAAUCUGGGCAAGGGUAUGUUUUCAUCUGUGGUGCGUGCAACCGAUUCGAAGACUGGGGGUCUGGUUGCAAUCAAGAUUAUCCGACAGAAUGAUACCAUGCGGAAAGCGGGCAUGAAGGAAAUCGGAAUCUUGGAGCAGCUUCGCGAGGCAGAUCCUGAAGACAAGAAACACGUCAUCAGAUUCGAGCGGCAUUUCGAACACAAGGGCCAUUUGUGUAUGGUAUUUGAAAACCUAGGCAUGAAUCUGCGCGAGCUCGUGAACAAGAAGGGUCGUGACACUGGGCUGAACCUUGCCGCCAUCCGAUUGUAUGCGCAGCAAAUUUUCUUGGGACUCAGCUUGUUUCGGAAGUGCAACAUUCUUCACGCCGAUCUGAAGCCCGACAAUCUUCUGGUCAACGAGCACUACAACGUUCUCAAGGUCUGUGACCUGGGGUCGGCCUCCCCUGCGACGGAAAACGAGAUAACGCCAUACUUGGUCAGUCGGUUCUACCGGGCGCCGGAGAUCAUCCUGGGGAUUCCGUACGAUCACGCCAUCGAUGUGUGGUCGAUUGGAUGCACACUAUUCGAGAUCGCUACGGGCAAGAUCCUUUUCACGGGGCGGAACAACAAUCAGAUGCUCCGGUCAAUCAUGGAAUGUCGUGGCAAAUAUCCCCCGAAGCUGUUACGGCGCGGGUCGCUGACGCACAUGCACUUUGAUGAGAUGUUGAAUUUCCAUAGCCAGGAGGAAGACAAGGUCACGCGUCGUCCGGUGGUACGGGUGGUGGAUUUCAAGAAGCCGACGCGCGAUCUGCGGACACGGUUGAUGGGCAAGGGGACCCGUGGGAUGACGGAGAGUGAGACAAAGGAGCUGACGUUGUUCUUGGACUUGCUGGAGCGUUGUCUCAACCUCAAUCCAGAGAAACGAUGCACGCCGGCGGAGGCCUUGCGGCAUCCGUUCAUCUCACGACCGAAGGUGUAGGUGGACGGUACGGGAUCGGAGAUGUUUGUACAAAUUAUGUCAUCGUGGUACACUGCAGUACAUAUUUAGCAGUAAUAUCCCCAAGGUCUUAACCAUGGUCUCUUUAUGAUUGAUCAGCCUUGUGUGUAAAGUUUCAACAUAGGCAGAAGUAAGGUAGAUGAUGACUCAAUGGCCGUUUUCAUCCAGUCCAGUGCCACCGGUGUAUAUUUAGAGUAUGAGUACGGACGGAGUAGUCUUUCAGCGGCGCAGCAGC